AUGGCCAACGUAAGUGAGAGAGACUCAUUGGCAGAACGCUUGGAGGGCCUUGCGCCUGCGAUAGAAGAGAUUCGCAACAUCUCGGGUACUGCUGGAGUCUCCAUUGGGGUCUUGCAUCAGCAAGAAGUCGUUACCACUGCGGGCUUUGGAUACAGAGACAUACAAGCCAGGGAAGAGCCAAAUGAAGAUACUCUUUAUUACAUCGCAGCUCUCACCCAGUCGAUAACCGCCUCUGGAAUCGCUCUCUUGGUCGAGGAUGGGAAGUUACAUUGGGACAGCGCGAUUUCCAAUCUCGUUCCUAAUUUUCAGCAUCAGUCCCCGUUGAUACACCAUAACACUACCAUUGGGGACAUCCUAAGUCACCGCACAGGUCUCGAGCGGAAGGUCAGCCUUUGGAUGGGCGAGCACAGUUUGCCGCAGGUUACACGUAACAAGUUCACGAAGACGGCUGCGUAUCUUGAGCCCGUCCACCAACUUGGGUCCGAGUUCCUCGAGAAUAAUUGGACCUACGGGCUGACGGCCCAGAUCAUCAAGCAGCAAAGCGGACAAGACUUCAGCGAGUUCGUUGAGCAGAAUAUCUUCAAGCCGUUGAAUAUGGAGCGAACUGGGCUCGCUGGGAGUCGCCCCUUCCCCCUUGAUGUUGACAAUUUUGCAGAAGCAUAUAUGUGCAAUGGGGACACACCAUACCGCUUACACAAGCCGCCUGUUGAGACCAGUCCAGAGCACGAAGCCACUGUUGGAAUCAAAAGUUCGGUCAAUGAUCUGAUCAAGUACUACAUAGCGCUCCUCAAUGCCGCAAAAGAAGAAGUUAGCUCAAGCGGGAGACAUGAGCAGAGUUCGCCACUCAAGCAGGCACGAGAGCUAUUCAGACCUCACACACCAAUGGAAAGGCUACUCCCUAGCUUUGGCAAGACAGAGUACACCCUGGGCUGGGCGCAGGUAAUACUUCCCAGCGCCCUCGGUGCCUUAAGUGGCAACGCCGAGCUUGUGGCAAAAAUGCCUCGUAUAGGCGAAGGGCUAACAAAUGCUCCGCUCGUCCUCUAUCAGUCUGGCAGCUUGGGCGGCUAUCAGUCGUCCGCCAUCUUGAUCCCUGACACGAGUUCGGCCAUUGUCGUCCUCUCCAAUACCCUUGCGAACCAGCAUGCCGCAGACUGGAUAGCACAAGCCGUACUUGAAGCGCUUCUCGACGUCCCACACCCCACCAACUUCGUGGCUCUAGCACGAGAGGCAGCAGCAGAGAACGCCAUGCUCUUCUCUUACAUGCGUCAAGUCAUGGUUGCUGAGCGCGUUUUCGGGACCACAUGUCGAAGCCUCGAUACUUACGUUGGCAUCUACGACAACGCAGUCAAGACAUUCAGACUCGAAGUAUCCUCUGGCGAAGCAGGACUGAGGAUCUCCUUCAACAGCAGUCGUGAUUGGUAUAAGCUGAAGCACUACCAUUACGACACUUUCUCUUUCGAGAUGAACUACCUGGACUUCUUGAAGAAAGAGAUGCGGCCGGUGACGUAUUGGAGAUAUUUCCUGCUGGAGUUUCGUGAGGGUAUAGAAGGGGCAGAUGGGACCAUUGGGAUCAUUGUAUGGAGGCCUGAUCGCAUGGUGGAGAAAGGCGAGGCAUUUGUGAAGCGGACGGCUGCUGAAGGAGUGGUGGAGGCCUCGCGAGCGGUGAGCUGA
Messenger RNA from Letharia columbiana, 1671 nucleotides. RefSeq lists its product as uncharacterized. Lineage: Eukaryota; Fungi; Ascomycota; Lecanoromycetes; Lecanorales; Parmeliaceae. The transcript has a single exon. The record is from RefSeq and is a predicted model, not a curated record. Bases 1 to 1671 code for a protein of 556 amino acids.